Molecule: messenger RNA, 1694 nt
Organism: Centropristis striata (black sea bass)
Lineage: Eukaryota; Metazoa; Chordata; Actinopteri; Perciformes; Serranidae
Exons: 4
Coding region: 96-770 (224 amino acids)
Biological process (GO): signal transduction; regulation of apoptotic process
Molecular function (GO): protein binding
Source: RefSeq, a predicted model, not a curated record
CGGGAGGAAACAAGUCUCAUAUAUAUGAUACGAGCCAUGUAAACAGAGGAUUCUUUUUCAUACUCCAGCUGUUAAAACACAUGUGACACUCGGUCAUGGCUGAGGAGCCAGCAGCAGAAAUCCAGCUACUCAGAAGCCACAAGGUCAAGCUGAUAGAAAUUCUCAGCGCAGAUGCUGACUUUGUCCUGCAGCAUGCAGACGCUCUCUGUCUGCUGUCUGCUCAGGGCUACCAGCAGGUGAAAGCUUGCCGUGUUCCUUGUGAGAAGGUGACGGACCUGUUGGAUCACAUAAUCCAGAGAGGUCCUGAAGCAGCACGGGGUCUACUGGAACUGCUAAAACACCAGGACCUAAGGGAAACCUUCCCAAUGCUUCGCUCGGUCAAUCUGCAGGUCAACACACUGUCUCCAGGAAAAAACAAAAGCUCAAGAAAGAGAAAGAAAAAGACAGCUCAUCAUCUACAAGAGGUCAUUCCAUCCAAACAGAUCUGCGCCAAAGGCUCUUGCUUAGUUAAGGAGAAGCAGCUGAUGACCGUGGCUCGUACCAUUGGCAGAUCGUGGAGGGAGAUUGGCAGACUGGCUCUUGACAUCCCGUCCGUGAAGCUGGAACAGAUCGAGGAGGACCAUUCGCUCCACGUGGAGCGUGUGUUUGCCAUGCUGCGCUACUGGAGGAGCUGCCAGAAGGAGAAAGCCACUGCUGCUCACCUGCACUCGCUGCUCAGUCAGGAGGACUGGGCGCUGCCUCCUGAAAGCAUUGACUCUCUGCUGGACUAAGUGAGGCCUUCACUGUCCGGGACUUACAGAGACCGAAACACUUUUAUUAGUCUUAUCAUGUAGACUUUAGUACUUGAAAUUAGUCCAUGGCGCCAUUUAGGACCAUUGAGGCCUUUUGUUCUUUUUAUACAUUUACAACCUAUCUAUCAUUUCGUCAUACUGAUUGUCCAUAGUGUAAUUUUACUUUGUUGGUCUAUCCUCAACAUUUAGUGCAUGUAUCGCCAUCCUGGAUGAUGGAUCCUUGUUUUCUUGAUCUUCCUUAGUUGUUGUUUUUUUUUCAACUUUUUCUCCUGUUAAAGGGAUAUUGUGGACCUUAUUCAUUAUCUGGAUAAGGUCCAAGGCCUAUGAUCAACUUUUUAUGACAGCUUUAAUCACAAUACUAUAAAAAAAGAAUGACUUGUUUUAUGAAAUGUCCUUGAAAGAGUUCUUUUUUUAAUGUUCUGUUCAAAUUGUCUGUUUUAUUGAUUUGUAUUCUGAGCAGUGCUCAUUUUAGUUUUAUGUAAAUACACGAGGGCAUUAAAAUAAUUUUCUUUAUGUUUUGUUUAAUGUUUUUCCUAAAUAUUUUAGGAUUGAUUGCUUUGGCACAAUUUUUGAAAUUAUUUGAAACUAUUUUUGUUUCAGCUCCACAAGCACCACAAAGUCUUACACCAAACCAGCAAAACAUCAUGCGUAUCUUGCAAAAGCAAACACUUCUUGCAAAAAUCUUCAAACUCUUUUUAAAAAUUGUGUUUUUGUGUGUUUACAGUGCACACAAACCAUAAUUUGAACACAAAGCACCUACCCUUGCACAUCGUAUAAAUGAAGAACACUCGUAGGCUUCACUUUUUCUGUGCAGGGCAAAGCAGUCUGCCAUAAAGUUUCACCAUACAUGUCAUACAGGUAUCCAAAUGUGUAAACUAACGUAACAUAGUAAAGUAACAUAAU